This is a messenger RNA of Falco peregrinus (peregrine falcon), 1345 nucleotides long. RefSeq names its product shisa family member 4 (gene SHISA4). The coding region runs from base 387 to 995 and encodes 202 amino acids. NCBI's taxonomy places the organism in Eukaryota, Metazoa, Chordata, Aves, Falconiformes, Falconidae. The transcript is spliced from 5 exons. The record is from RefSeq and is a predicted model, not a curated record.
GGGGCCGGGGCCGGGGCCGGUGGCUGCGGCGGGAGGCGCCGCCGCGGGGGGGCACCGGGCAGCGACCGAGCGCCGGCGGGCUGCGGCGUCACUGCGGGCCUGCGCCGGCCCCGCACCGGGCUGCACCGGCCCCGCCGCACCGGGACCGGGACCGGCCUGCACCGGGAGCGGCGCCGGGACACACCGGGAGCGGCCCUGGGAGCGGCCCCGGGAUACACCGGGAGCGGCCCCGGGACACACCGGGAGCGGCCCCGGAAGCGGCUCCGGGAGCGGCCCCGGGCUCCCCCGGCCCCGCCGCCCCGGCCCCGCUGCCGCAGCGCAGCCGCCGCCCCCCGCCCCCCCCCGCCCCGGCAGCGCUGAGCGGCGGCCCCAGGCGCGGCCCCGGGAUGGGGCCCGGUGGCCCCGGAAGCGGGUGGCCCCUGGCCGGGACCGUGCUGGUGGCCGUGGCCGCCUCGCUGGUGGCGGGGGGCGAGGACUGCCUGUGGUACGUGGACAGGAACGGCUCCUGGCACCCCGGCUUCGACUGCGACUUCUUCACCUUCUGCUGCGGCACGUGCCACCAGCGGUACUGCUGCCGCGACCCCCUGCGCCUGCUCACCGAGCGCCAGCAGCGCCACUGCCUCGCCUUCAGCCCCAAGACCAUCGCGGGCAUCGCCUCGGCCGUGGUGCUCUUCAUUGCCAUCGUCACCACCAUCGUCUGCUGCUUCAUGUGCUCCUGCUGCUACCUGUACCAGCGCCGGCAGCACCUCCGCACCCCCCUGCAAGGCCCAGAGAUCCCGCUGUCCAGCUACCCCCCCGCAGGCCCCCCACCCCCCUUCCCUGUGGACGCCAAAGCCGGCCCUGCGCCCCCCCAGCCCGGCUUCACCCCCAUGGCCAUGUACCCGCCAGCCGGCCCCGCCGCCCAGUACCCGCUGUACCCCUCCGCCCCCCCCAUCUACAACCCCACAGCACCACCCCCCUACGUCCCAGCACAGCCCAGCUACCCCGGAGCCUGAGCACCCGCGGGGACCCCGGCACCCUCCCGCCGCCGGCCAGCGGGGCCCGUCUGGGGACCCUUGUCCCCCCGCCCUGGGCCCGGGGGGGUGCCCCAGCUGUGGCUGGAUCCAGCCCUUCCCGGCCGUGCCGGGGCUGACCCCGUGCCAGCAGCACAGGGCAGCUCUUGUCCUGCACACUGGGCUCUUUGUGGGUGCCUCCACCCAGCCCUGGGUGCCAGCAGCCUCUGCACCCAUGGGGGGGGGCACCCGGGGGUCCCCCGAGGGCCGUGCAUCACCGCACCCCCGCACCGAUUUGGCCCCGGCUCUCCCCCCCGCCCCGGGGUUCGCAUUAAACCGUAUCUUGCACCCCA